Zonotrichia leucophrys gambelii is the source of this 2044-nucleotide messenger RNA. It is a transcript of the gene TFPI, whose product is annotated as tissue factor pathway inhibitor. Gene Ontology annotation, biological process: negative regulation of peptidase activity. NCBI's taxonomy places the organism in Eukaryota, Metazoa, Chordata, Aves, Passeriformes, Passerellidae. Gene Ontology annotation, cellular component: extracellular region. Gene Ontology annotation, molecular function: serine-type endopeptidase inhibitor activity. The coding region runs from base 350 to 1384 and encodes 344 amino acids. The record is from RefSeq and is a predicted model, not a curated record. The transcript is spliced from 10 exons.
AGCGGCGUGGGCGGUUUGUGAGGCAGGAGGGGCCGGGGCGCUCCCCAUCAGUCCCACCGCCGGCUCCAAACGGGGUUCUGCGGGAGCUGCUGUCCUUAUCUCCCCGUGGAAAGGCUCGGGUUGUGUUCUUUGUGUGCGUUUGGGUAUUUUGUCGGGGUUUUUUGUCUUUUUUUUUUUUUUUUCUUAGUUUAUGUUAAGAACGAGGGCAGCUUGAAGCUCAGCAAUCUCCAGUGUUAUCACUCAACACUCAACACGUGCUUGUGGAGGAGCUGCCGGAACAGCCACAGCCGAUGGGAAAAGCCCAUGGAAACUGCAGGAACGGGAUGGGCCGGGCGCAUUUUCAGGAGAAAUGAAGGGGAGAAAGAAGGGACGUUCCUCACCUUCACCCUUGAUCUUGCUGCUCUUCUGUAUCGCCGGGCACACAACUGCUGAGCUGGGUGGCAGCAAAGAAGAGCAUGUUGUGGGUGCUGGUUUGCCUCCACUGAAGCUGGUGCACUCCUUCUGUGCCAUGAAAGCAGACGAGGGCCCGUGCAAAGCCAUCCACAUCCGCUAUUUCUUCAGCAUCAGGAGCCGCAAGUGCGAGGUGUUUGAGUAUGGUGGAUGCCAUGGCAAUGAGAACAACUUCCUGACGCUGGAGGAGUGCCAGGAGAAGUGUGUGCCAAAAGAAUUUCCUCAGAAGAUGGCAUUAGCAAAAAAUAAGAAAGCACUGUUUCUAGGACAGCCUGACUUCUGCUUCCACGCCCAAGAGCCCGGGGUCUGCCGAGGGUAUUUUACCAGGUACUUCUACAACAAAGAGACAAAAUUGUGUGAGAAAUUCAAGUAUGGUGGGUGUCUAGGAAACCAGAACAACUUCAGGAGUCUGGAGGAGUGCCAGAAUACCUGCCAAGACAACUCUGUUACAGCUGAAGAGCAUCCCAGCCCUGUGAACAGCAGUUCCCCACCAUCAGAGCAUCCCAGCACUGUGAACAGCAGUUCCCCAGCAUCAGAGCAUCCCAGCACUGUGAACAGCAGUUCCCCAGCAGAAGCACCCAGCCAGUCUCCUGGGAUUUUUGGUAAUUCACUGCCAGCUGCUCCAAAUGAGGAGUCCAACACCCUGAACAGCAGUUCCCCAAAGGAGGAGCCCAACCAGUUCCCCAUUUUUUUUGAACCCCCUGCUAUCCCUUCCUUGUGCAUGACCCCCAUGGACAGAGGACUUUGCAGAGCCAAAGAAUUGAGAUUUUUCUACAACUUCUCCACUGGAAGGUGUCGCCCAUUCAGCUACAGCGGCUGUGGUGGGAAUGAGAAUAAUUUCGUCUCCAGGAAGUCGUGUCUGAGGAUCUGCAGGAAAGGUAUGGGAAGUGCUACUGCCCCCGGCAAUGGCUCAGAGGAUUCAAUAAGAAAAUAGGUGAAAGAAGAUUAAUAAGAAUCAAGAAAAAAAGAAAGAAACAGCCAGUAAAGGCCCUGGACCUGGAAAUCAUGCCUGAAGCAAUGCAACUUUGAUUUUUAUGGAAAUGUGAUGUAAACUGCUCUUCACCUGUGAAUGAAAACCUUCAGUGUACACCAUUAAAAUAUAUUUACUGAUUAUUUUGAUUAUAUAUUACUAAGCUGCUUAUAUUUUUUUAUGUAUUCCUCAACUAUGUUAAUAAACAUUACCUCUUUCUUUGCUAAAGGUUUUAAAAUUGCUGUUUGCUUGUAUAUAAUUGUCAGAGCUGCAGCAGGACAAUAAACGGUGGCAUUGAAUGGUUAAACUGAAAAGAAAAUUCAGAUUUAAUUUCUUACCUUACUCUUUUUGAAUUCUAUUUUUGUACUAAAGAAAGCACAAUAUUUGUGAAAGAAUAAUCACUAGUCAAGCAUGAUUGUUUCAAUCAUUGAUUAAAAGAUAAGUGUACUGCUAUAAAAAAGGAAAUAGGUACUGGAUUUUUGUUUUAACCAGAUUUAUUUUAGGUUGUGCAGGCCUAGAUUUAACUCCAUUGAAGUCCAUAUAAUUACAGUACUGUAAAAUGGAUAUGAAAUCAGAAUAAACCCAUGAAAAUCCAUAAAGGGAGUGUUAAAGCUGUAAAGGUGU